This is a messenger RNA of Lontra canadensis (Northern American river otter), 4039 nucleotides long. It is a transcript of the gene PDZRN4, whose product is annotated as PDZ domain containing ring finger 4. Lineage: Eukaryota; Metazoa; Chordata; Mammalia; Carnivora; Mustelidae. The coding region runs from base 1 to 3114 and encodes 1037 amino acids. The record is from RefSeq and is a predicted model, not a curated record. Gene Ontology annotation, molecular function: ubiquitin-protein transferase activity; protein binding. Gene Ontology annotation, biological process: protein ubiquitination. The transcript has 10 exons.
AUGGGCUUUGCCCUGGAGCGCUUCGCCGAAGCGGUGGACCCGGAUUUCAAGUGCAAGCUGUGCGGCCAGGUGCUGGAGGAGCCCCUGUGCACGCCGUGCGGGCACGUCUUCUGCGCCAGCUGCCUCCUGCCCUGGGUGGCGCGGCGGCGCCGGUGCCCGCUGCAGUGCCAGCCCCUGGCGCCGGGCAAGCUGUGCCGGGUGCUGCCUCUGCGCGGCCUCAUCCAGAAGCUGCGCAUCCAGUGCGACUACCGCGCCCGCGGCUGCGGCCGCUCGGUGCGGCUCCACGAGCUGGCGGCGCACGUCGAGCGCUGCGCCUUCCGCCCUGCCCGCUGCCGCCGGCCGGACUGCGUCUCGGAGCCGGGCGGCCGCCGCGGCGUGAACGUCCCCGCGCGGGGGGGCUGCGGAACGGCGCCGGGGCCGGGCCGGGGCGGGGGCGCGCGCGGGGGGCCGCCGGGCGUCCGCGGCGGGAGCGGGCGGGGGCCGCGGCAGCUAGUCCUCGCCUGGAGUCGGCGCGAGAAGGCGCUGCGGGCGCAGCUCUGGGCGCUGCGGGACGAAGCGCAGCUCACUGCCCGCAGGUACCAGGAGAAGUUCUCCCAGUACAUGGCUCACGUCCGCAACUUCGCCAGAGACCUGGGCGGCGGCCACGGCCGGGUUGGAGAACAUAAGCCAUUCACCAUUGUGUUAGAAAGAGAAAAUGACACAUUGGGAUUCAAUAUUAUAGGAGGCCGACCAAAUCAGAAUAAUCAGGAAGAAACAUCAGCAGAAGGAAUUUAUGUUUCAAAAAUUUUGGAAAAUGGACCUGCCGACAGAGCAGAUGGCCUGGAGAUUCAUGACAACAUCAUUGAGGUCAAUGGGAAGGAUCUCUCAAAGGCCACCCAUGAAGAGGCAGUGGAAGCUUUUCGAAAUGCCAAGGAGCCCAUUGUGGUCCAGGUGCUAAGACGAACACCUCUCAGUAAACCAGCCUAUGGAACGGCCCCAGCAGUGCAGCUCAUGGACGCUAGCACUCAGACAGACAUCACCUUUGAGCACAUCAUGGCUCUGGCAAAACUUCGGCCGCCUACCCCUCCAGUGCCAGACAUCUGUCCAUUCCUGCUCUCAGACAGCUGCCAUUCUCUUCAUCCGAUGGAGCAUGAAUUUUAUGAGGACAAUGAGUAUCUUUCCAGCUUGCCUGCUGAUGCAGACAGAGCAGAGGACUUUGAAUAUGAGGAGGUCGAGCUGUGUCGUGUUAGCAGUCAAGAGAAGCUGGGCCUGACAGUCUGUUACCGAACAGAUGAUGAAGAAGACACAGGCAUUUAUGUCAGCGAGGUGGAUCCAAAUAGCAUAGCUGCCAAAGACGGCCGAAUUCGAGAAGGGGAUCGAAUUUUGCAAAUAAAUGGGGAAGAUGUCCAGAAUCGAGAAGAAGCAGUGGCGUUGCUGUCUAGCGAUGAGUGCAAGAGAAUCGUGCUGCUUGUCGCAAGGCCUGAGAUUCAGCUGGAUGAAGGCUGGUUGGAAGAUGAAAGAAAUGAAUUCUUAGAGGAGUUAAACUUAGAGAUGCUGGAAGAACAGCAUAAUGAAGCAAUGCAGGGCACAGCCAACGAGGUGGAGCAGCCAAAAAAACAAGAAGAAGAAGAAGGCACAACAGACACGGCAACAUCGUCCUCCAACAACCAUGAGAAGGACAGCGGGGUAGGGCGCACGGAUGAAAGCUUGCGGAAUGAUGAGAGCUCAGAGCAGGAGAACGCAGCCGAGGAUCCCAACAGCACAUCUUUGAAGAGCACAAGAGAGCUGGGGCAGAGCCAAGACACUCUGGGAAGCGUUGAGCUUCAGUGCAACGAGAGCUUCGUGUCUGGCGAAUACAUUGACUCCGACUGCCUUGGCAACCCGGACGAGGAGUGUGAAAGAUUCCGACAGCUCUUGGAGCUCAAAUGCAAGAUUCGAAACCAUGGAGAGUAUGACCUGUAUUACUCGAGCAGCACAAUAGAAUGCCAUCAAGGGGAACAAGAGGGAGUGGAGCACGAGCUACAGUUGCUUAACGAAGAACUAAGAAACAUUGAACUGGAGUGCCAGAAUAUCAUGCAGGCGCACAGGCUCCAGAAAGCGACAGACCCGUAUGGAGACAUCUGGGCUUUGCACGAUGGAGGAUUCCGGAAUUAUAACACCAGCAUGGAUAUGCCACGGGGGAAACUAGACGACAUCAUCGAACACCCAGAGAAGUCGGACAAGGACAGUUCCAGUGCUUACAACACAGCAGAAAGCUGCAGAAGCACCCCACUCACUGUGGACCGUUCCCCUGACAGCUCCCUUCCCAGAAUGAUCAACCUCACCAAUAAGAAAAACCUGAGAAGCACAAUGGCCGCCAGUCCGUCUUCUUCCGGACAGAGCAGUAAAGAGUCGACCUCCACCAAAGCCAAAACCAUCGAACAAGGCUGCAGCGCGGAGGCCAAGGAGAAGAUUUCCGAAAGCAGCAAGGUUUCCGAGCACGAGAAAACCAGCAGCGAGCACAUCCCUUACCUCUCUCCUUACCACAGCUCCUCCUACAGGUACGCAAACAUCCCAGCACAUGCCCGCCAUUAUCAAAGCUACAUGCAGUUAAUUCAGCAGAAAUCCGCAGUCGAGUAUGCGCAGAGCCAGCUGAGUUUAGUGAGCAUGUGCAAGGAGCCCCAGAAGUGUUCCGAGCCCAAGAUGGAAUGGAAGGUGAAAAUCCGGAGCGACGGGACGCGGUACAUCACCAAGAGACCGGUGCGAGACCGGAUUCUGAGGGAACGUGCCUUAAAGAUCAAGGAGGAGCGCAGUGGCAUGACGACGGAUGAUGACACCAUGAGCGAGCUGAAAAUGGGCCGCUACUGGAGCAAAGAGGAGAGAAAGCAGCACCUGGUUCGCGCCAAAGAGCAGCGUCGGCGCCGGGAGUUCAUGAUGCGGAGCCGCUUGGAGUGUCUUAAGGAGAGCCCCCAGAGUGGCAGCGAGGGCAAGAAGGAGAUCAACAUCAUUGAACUGAGUCACAAAAAGAUGAUGAAAAAGAGAAACAAGAAAAUUUUGGACAACUGGAUGACAAUCCAAGAACUGAUGACCCACGGGGCCAAGUCUCCUGAUGGCACCCGGGUGCAUAAUGCCUUUUUGUCAGUCACCACUGUAUGACCGAAUGAAUGGGAUGCAACUGAUUUUAGGAGGGUGCUACCAGUUUGGGUAGAGUAUGAUUGCCUCGUUCAAUGUGGCAUUUUUAUAUAUAUUUUGUGACUCUUUAUAGUUUAAAUUUUUUGUAAGCAAAAAUACCUGGUAAUUUUUCAUUUGUUUUUCAUAUGCUGGUACCUUCUUUUUGGCUGAGAUCUUUCUUUAACUUGUGAUAUAUUCGUAUUACUCAUUUAUAUAUAUAUAAAAAAACUAACAAAAGGAAAGAAAACAAAAAAAAGCUUGAACAGAAAUACUGAGGAGCCAAUUAAUUUCCUAUUUUAAUGUAUCUAUUGUAAGUUAAGAUCUGGAUUUAUUUCUCUAGUUUACUUAUUUUCUACUUUAAAAACAACUCAAUGCCAAAACAUUUCUAUGCUUGCUUCUUGGCAUAAUACGUAUUAAAAUCAACCCUGUUAAUAAAUCAUGUGCCACAUCUUGUCUUAUACGUAAAAACCACCUCUUUUUAAUAGCCCGUUGUACAUUUAACACAUAAAUGGCCGUUGUCUUUGUCUCAGUGAAGUGUAGGUGGACAGUCUUCCUGUGGUAUGUAGUGACAUUGGUCAUGUAGCUAGAUAAUUGUGGCAAUUGUGAUGAUAAAUAAAUUAUUGAUUAUCCUUAAGAAAAGUUAUCAAGGAGUGUUUUAUUUUCAUUGUCCACUAUGGCUACCAGAUUUCAAAUUAGUUAUAUAUGUAUACUCCUUAGAAGACUCCUAAUUGUGGAUUAUAAAAUGUGUACAUUUUCUAUCACUUUUUUCCAAUAAAACUAUCUUGAAAUACUUACCGUAAGUCAUCGCAUCACAUAUUCUUACCAAGAUUCAACUAGAUAAUAUAUGUAGAGCAUCCAACAGAUGUUAACUAAACACCCCCUGGCCUGCCACCCAUGAAAGGUAAAGCCA